This is a messenger RNA of Nicrophorus vespilloides, 3362 nucleotides long. RefSeq names its product sarcalumenin. NCBI's taxonomy places the organism in Eukaryota, Metazoa, Arthropoda, Insecta, Coleoptera, Silphidae. The coding region runs from base 73 to 2688 and encodes 871 amino acids. The record is from RefSeq and is a predicted model, not a curated record. The transcript is spliced from 8 exons.
UAUGGACCACCUUAAUCUGGGCUAGUGUCUCUCAGUGUUAAGUGUUCAUGUGAGACGUGGUGCGGAGCGGCUAUGGAGAUCAGCCGAAAGUGGAAGUUCUCGUGUCUUUUAUUGGGAUUACUUUUUCUCGCCACUACCUUGCAGAGUGUGCAAGGAGAGGUCGAGGUAGAAGGCCCAUCCGAAUCAGAAUGUAGACCUUACAUCGAGAAAGCUUUAAAAGAACUAGAAACUGCCGAGACAGAGCCAGAGGAUCCCGGAGCUCCGACUGUCGGGGAAAUCGAAGAUGCCCCAAGUGCGGAGAACGCCGUUGACGACUCCGAACACGAGACUAGUGUCGGAGAAGACGAUACCGACAAAGGCGAAGCAAGCGAAACUCAACAGGAAGAACACGACGCAUCCUUAGAGCAAAACGAUGAAGCCAAAAAAGACGACGAUAGCGCUCAAGAUGAUGGAGAAUCUCAAGAGGCUACCGACGCGAUAAGUGGCGAAGCUAAAGAUUCAGUAGAAGGUGAGUCCAUCGAAGAGGAAGCGAAGGAGGAAUCCGCCGAAGAAACGCAUACUGAACCAGAGCAAGCCGCAAGUUCUGAUGAAAAGACUGAUGAUGCAGCAUCAACUGAAGCUGUGGAUGAGGCCGCUGCGUCGACUGAAACUGUAGAUCAAGUAGAUGAUGGCAAAGAAUCCGAAGAACAACUUCAAGCUGAUCAACCACAGGAAGAGGAAGCGCAUUCGGCCGAGCAAGAAGAUAACCAAAGCAAAGAAGACGAUACCAAAGAAGAUGCAGAUCAUAAAUCAGAGGAAGUGAAGGAGGAGGACGAUAAAGAAUCUAAGGAGAAUGAUACGAAAGAAGAUACCCAAGACGAAACUAAGGAAGAGGAAUCGGUAGAAACUAAGGCGGAGUCCGCUGAAGUUAAGGACGAAGAUUCCCAUGAAACUAAAGAAGCAGAUUCUAAGGAAGCUAAGGAUGACAAUUCUAAGGAAACUAAAGAAGAUGAAACCAAGGAAGCCAAAGAUGAUGAUUCUAAAGAAAUUAAAGAAGACGAUUCGAAAGAAGCUAAAACCGAAGGAGCUGAUUCCAAAGAGGAUGAUGUAAAGGAAGCUGAGCCUGAAGGUUCUCACGAAGACAAAGCUGAAUCUAAAGAGGAUGAAGGUAAGGUUGAAUCUAAAGAAGAUAAAGAUGAAUCUAAAGAAGAUGUUAAAGAAGGCGAAGAUAGCGACAAAUCUGAUGUAGAAAUUAAAGAUGAAGAUUCGAAGGAAGUUAAAUUAGAUGUAUCUAAAGAAGAGGCGGAAGAAAAUGUAGUGGAAGAGAGUGCUACCGAAGAAUCAGAGAGCAAAGAAGAAGCUCCGGAAGAGGAAUUGAUUUUGGAUAUUGAGAUUCCCGAGAAUUUGAGGCCAAGAGAUCAAGUCGAUCAUUUGUUGAAGUUGGAUGAUAGUAAUAGCGGAGCCGAAGCUGUCCUUAAGAAGGCCGCUGACGUUACUUUGAAAGAGUUGAAGAAGUUGUAUGAGAAUGCUAUUAAACCAUUAGAAACUCUCUAUAAAUACAGAGACUUGAGCAAUAGGCACUUCGGUGAUUCGGAAAUCUUUUCCAAGCCUCUUGUACUUUUCAUGGGCCCGUGGAGUGGUGGAAAGUCAUCAAUUAUAAAUUAUUUAUUGGAUAAUGAAUAUAACGGCACUUCUUUAAGGACAGGUGCUGAACCAUCACCAGCUUAUUUCAAUCUCUUGAUGUACGGAGACAAACCAGAGGUUCUGGACGGUACACAAUUGGCGGCCGAUUUUACUUUCGCCGGCCUACAGAAAUUUGGACAAGGAUUGGAGGAGCGUUUGAGGGGUCUGAAGCUGCCAAGCAAGCUAUUGGAAAAGAUCAACAUUGUCGAAAUUCCUGGAAUUCUUGAAGUACGCAAGCAGGUGUCUCGCGUGUUCCCAUUCAAUGACGCCUGCCAAUGGUUCAUUGAUAGGGCCGAUAUCAUCUUUUUGGUAUACGACCCCUCCAAACUUGAUGUUGGGCCAGAGACUGAAGCAAUUUUGGAUCAGCUGAAGGGUAGAGAGCAUCAGACUCGCAUUAUUCUCAAUAAAGCUGAUCAAGUGAAGCCAGAGGAGUUAAUGAGAGUACAAGGAGCAUUAAUUUGGAACAUUUCCCCGCUAAUGUCAUCUGCCCAGCCUCCUGUAAUGUACACGACGUCGUUGUGGUCCAGGCCAUAUGAGGCAUGGGCUCCGGUGCGCUUGCUCCAGGCUCAGGAACGCGCCUUUCUGAGGGAUCUCCGAUCCGCCGUCGACAAAAGGAUCGAAAAUAAAAUCUCCAGUGCGCGAAGAUUUGCUGUACGCGUACGUAACCACGCUAAAAUGGUGGAUUGCUAUCUGACCACAUACUACAACCACAAGUCAGUGUUCGGUAACCGUAAGCAGGUUUCUGACCAGAUCAUCGAGCACCCGCAGGACUACCACAUCUACGAAGGCUUGUCGACCUUGACCAACAUCUCCCGCUACGAUCUCCCCGAUCCCGACGUUUACAGAGACUUUUUCAGAUUGAACGCUUUAUACGAUUUCCAACAGCUCUCCGCCACGUGCACAUUCUUCCGUGGUUGCCCCAUUAACAGGCUCGACGUGGCCAUAGCGUAUGAUCUACCCGAACUCGUUGGGAAGCACAAAAAGCUAGUAGAUGCCGCGAUGUCAGAGAUCAAAACGGAAAGUUGAUUCUGUCGCGAUUAUAAAGGACCAAGUACAUAUUUUGGCAGGUAUCGAAUCCUGAUCUAUUCAUUACCAAUUCCACAACACACAUAUUAUUUUUAUUUGUUUGUUUCCAUUUUGUUUUUCUGUUGAUAGUGCCAAAAAGUGACCUUACCUUUAUACUUUAAUCUUGGGGUGCUAUCUUAGUGCUGUUUUCGUUUCAUAUUCAUCAUUUAUUUUUUUAUUUUAUUUUCGGUUUUUAUUUUUCACCGUUGUGCAGUGCACAUAGACUGUCUUUGAGCUUCUUCUAGUCCUCUGCCAACUGUGUAUAUCGCAUUUACGAAUUCCUGCAAUCGGAGUGUUCUCUUCUGUUAUUUUGAUUUUAUUUUUGAAUUAGUAAGUUCUGGACAUACAAGUAUAUAUAUAUAUAAAUAUAUACAUAAUUACGAGGCGGUGCCUUCAUUAAUUCGCUUCUCGACGCUUCACUUAAUCCAUAUUUAUUUUAUUUAUUUUGAAAUAUAUAUUAUAUCACAUUACGUAAUAAAAAAAGUAGUAAUAUAAAGGAAAGCAAGUUCCAGGAGAGUAAAAAAUGAUUCUUUGAUUCCUUCUCACUUCAUAGUAUAUAAAUAUAUAUAACGAUGUGUUUCUGUACGUAGCUGCUAAUGUAUGUACAAAUAUAAAUGUAAAUAUGUUUGAGAAUA